This is a messenger RNA of Salvelinus fontinalis (brook trout), 1807 nucleotides long. Its product is annotated as globoside alpha-1,3-N-acetylgalactosaminyltransferase 1-like. The record is from RefSeq and is a predicted model, not a curated record. Gene Ontology annotation, molecular function: hexosyltransferase activity. The transcript has 7 exons. Lineage: Eukaryota; Metazoa; Chordata; Actinopteri; Salmoniformes; Salmonidae. Gene Ontology annotation, biological process: carbohydrate metabolic process. The coding region runs from base 411 to 1490 and encodes 359 amino acids. Gene Ontology annotation, cellular component: Golgi apparatus; membrane; vesicle.
AUUGUAAUAUAAAUGUACUGCCACGUAUAUGUAUGUAUAUUAUGUAUGUUAUGUAUUUGCUGUGAUGUUUCCUGUUUGGUACCCAAGAAGAGUAGCUAAUUACGAAUCCUAAUUAAUACUAAAUCUGUGGCCUUAUUUGACCUUAUUUGGUCAUAUUUGACCUUAUGUGACUCUACUGUCUUACUUGGAUGGACACUACAUGUACAACUGGUUAGGGUGUGGGUUACCAUGGUGAUGUGUGUAUAAGUCCAUGGAGGUACAGAUCAAAGGGCCGAGACUCCUCCUCCUCCUCAUUUGACUAGGCUUUGCUGAAGAGAUCCACUGGUUUCAUUGGAGAGAUCUUCAUUUGAUUGGAUAUUACUUCUAGUGUAGGAUAAACUAAAUACUUUGCUGACACUAUUGGAGGAACAAUGCGUUUCAGUUCAAAUGUAAAGCAGUUGGUUCUCCUUCUCAUUGUUGGAAUCUUCUUGCUUCUGGGGUAUGUUCACUACAGCUUCUUCAAUGAAAGGCUCAAUGGGGUUUGGUUUGAGGCUUCCAACAGAGAUAUCCCAGUUGAUGAGGACCAGAGGAACACCAGCUUGAAUAAGCCCAUAUUCAGGAGCAGAGUACAGAACAUCAUCUCUCCAGAAAGGCUAUUGUACAAGCAGCCCAGUGUCUUGGUGGGUCGUACUGAUGUGAUGGCAGUCACCCCAUGGUCGGCACCCAUCAUCUGGGAAGGAACCUUUGACCCUGACCUCAUCGACAUAAUCUACAAGUCCAUGAACCUCACCAUAGCAACCACAGUGUUUGCCGUUGGAAAAUACGUCCUCUUUCUCCGAGAUUUCCUGGAGACAGCAGAGAAGCACUUCAUGGUCGACUUCAACGUGCGCUACUAUGUUUUCACAGAUCGUCCCGACGAUGUUCCAUCAGUCAACAUGUCCCAGGGGAGACAUUUGAGUGUGAUCCAGGUCCCAGGUUCAAACCGCUGGCAGGAGAUAUCAGCCCGGAGGAUGGAGAUCAUCCAGACAGCCAUCGAACGUCACAUCAGCAGGGAGGCUGACUACAUCUUCUGUCUGGACGUGGACAGCAAGUUCCACGCUCGCUGGGGGGCCGAGUCUCUGGGCAGGCUGGUUGCUGUGAUUCACCCAUGGUUUUACCAGGCGACCCGAGACCACUUCACAUACGAACGGCGUCCAGCCUCGACAGCCUACAUCCCCAUGGAUGAGGGAGACUACUACUACGCCGGGGCUGUGUUCGGAGGGUUCGUGGAGGAUGUGUACACACUAACAAAGGUAUGUCGUAACCAGCUUGAAGAGGACGCGAGGAAUUCCAUCGAGGCUGCCUGGCAGGAGGAGAGUCACCUCAACAGGUACCUGCUUUACAACAAACCCAGCAAGCUGUUGUCUCCAGAGUACCAGUGGGACGACAAGAAGACCAACACCAACGAGGUCAAAGUCAUUCGCUUCUCUUCUGUCAUUAAAAACUAUGCUGAAAUUCGUCCCAAUGUAUAGGACUAGGAAUUGGAUAUUCGACCGGCAGAAGAAAAACUUAAUUGGUUAUGGUUAAUGUUAGGUUAAGUUCAGGUAUAGCUUCACUGAUGUUUGAGUUAAGGUUAGGGAAAGGCAUAAAAGGUCACAUUGGGUAUACAGCUGUCCGGCGCCGUUCAUUUUCUGUUGGUGAAAUAUAUACACUGACAUAAAACACAUUUUAAAUGUACUGUAUAUCAGUCACUGCUGUAGUUUGGGGAUCAUAACGUUCUUCACUUAGAGGAAAAUAUAAUUGUUUCAUCCUGUAUUCUGUAGCCUAUCUACUGUGUAUGUUGAUUACU